AGCCAGGCUGCGGCCCACUACAAAGGCACUAAACAUGCCAAGAAGCUCAAAGCACUGGAAGCCAUGAAAAAUAAGCAGAAAUCUGUAACUACCAAGGACACCGCAAAGACUACCUUCACUUCCAUCACUACCAAUACCAUCAAUACCAGCUCUGACAAAACAGCAAACAGUACAACAGGGACACCAGCAAUAUCAACAGCCACAACAGUUGAAAUUCGGAAAAGCAACAUCAUGACGACUGAAAUCACCUCUAAAGUUGAAAAGCUCCCCACAACAGCCGCUACCAGCAACACGAGUUCUUCGGGAGAGACUGAGGAAGAAAAGGCCAAGCGACUCCUUUACUGUUCACUAUGCAAGGUUGCUGUCAACUCCGCCUCACAGUUGGAGGCUCACAACAGUGGCACGAAGCACAAAACUAUGUUGGAAGCACGAAAUGGAAGUGGAACCAUCAAAGCCUUUCCCCGGGCAGGUGUCAAAGGCAAAGGACCCAUUAAUAAAGGAAACACAGGACUUCAGAACAAAACAUUUCACUGUGAAAUUUGUGAUGUGCAUGUAAAUUCUGAGACACAACUUAAACAGCACAUAAGCAGUAGAAGGCACAAAGACAGAGCUGCUGGGAAGCCCCCGAAACCCAAAUACAGCCCCUACAACAAACUACAGAAGGGAACACACCCUCUCGGGGUAAAAUUAGUAUUUUCAAAGGAACCUACAAAACCAAUGGCUCCACGCAUCCUACCAAAUCCUCUCGCAGCUGCUGCAGCAGCUGCUGCUGUGGCCGUCAAUUCCCCUUUCAGUCUUCGAACAGCCCCACCAGCUACCCUCUUUCAGACUUCAGCCCUUCCUCCAGCACUUCUCCGACCGGCCCCGGGGCCUAUACGGACCACCCACACACCCGUGCUCUUUGCUCCUUACUGA
Molecule: messenger RNA, 915 nt
Organism: Gekko japonicus
Lineage: Eukaryota; Metazoa; Chordata; Lepidosauria; Squamata; Gekkonidae
Gene: ZNF385D
Product: zinc finger protein 385D
Exons: 5
Cellular component (GO): nucleus
Molecular function (GO): zinc ion binding; nucleic acid binding
Source: RefSeq, a predicted model, not a curated record